Petromyzon marinus (sea lamprey) is the source of this 5357-nucleotide messenger RNA. RefSeq names its product zinc finger RNA binding protein (gene ZFR). NCBI's taxonomy places the organism in Eukaryota, Metazoa, Chordata, Hyperoartia, Petromyzontiformes, Petromyzontidae. Gene Ontology annotation, molecular function: zinc ion binding; double-stranded RNA binding; single-stranded RNA binding. The record is from RefSeq and is a predicted model, not a curated record. Gene Ontology annotation, cellular component: precatalytic spliceosome.
CCAACGCGCGCGGGGCGAUGACGUCACCCCGCACACUCUCCACCCCUUGCCGAUCCGAAGAGUGGGGUGGGGGGAGAGAGAAGCGAGAGGGGUCAGAGGUCACGCCUUCUCUGCCGGAGCCCAUGAUCCCCAUAUGCCCGCUUGUGUCUGUCACUUACGUGUCUGGCCGGCUCGGGGAAGAGGCGAAAAUGGCGGCCAGCAAUUACUUCGGCUUCACCCACGGCGCCCCGCAGUACAGCCAGCAGCCGACGGCCGUGGCCUAUUCCCACCCGUCCACGGCCGUUAGCUACACCAUGCCGCAGGCGCCCACCGUCUACGCCCCGGCCGCUGCCGCCGCCGCCACCCCGGCCGCCGCGGCGGCCGCGGCGGUAGCCGCGGCCGCCGCUCGCGCCGCCCCCACUGUGGCGGCGUCGCCGGCGUACGGCGCCUACGCCGCCGCCGCCGCUGCCGCCGCCGCAGCAAGCCACGGCGCCGACUACGGGUACGCGCAGCGCCAGCAGGAAGCUCCGCCGCCCCCGCCGCCGCCCACCACCACGCAGAACUACCAGGAGACCUACACCUACGUGCGCUCAUCGGCUGGGGUCGUCGGCUAUGAUAAGCAAUACUACCCACAGCCGGCCGUGUCUCAGCCACAGCACACCGGUGCCGAGACGUACUAUCAGAGCGUGAUCCCGCCGAUAACGUCGAGCCUGUCCGUGUCGGCGGCGCAGAAGGUCGGCUUCAGCCAGGCGACGCCGCAGUUCACCCAGACGCAGCAGCCGCGCCAGGUGACGGCCAUCAAGCAGGCGACGCCGAGCACGGCGACGAGCACCUACACCGUGUACCCCGUGAGCUCCGCCGUGCAGCCCGUGGUGGCGGCAGCGCCCGCCGUGGUGCCCUCGUACACGCAGAGCACCAGCUACAGCACCACGCCCGUCACCUACACGGGCGGCGCGUACUCGGGCUACGAGGCCGCGGUGUACUCGGCCGCCACCUCCUACUACCAGCAGCAGCAGCAGCAACAGCAGCAGCAGCAGAAGCACGUGUCCCCCUGGGGGGCCAGCACCUUCACCAAGAGGCCGGCGUUCCAGGGCAAGCCGCCGCGGCCCAAGCUCUCGCCCAAGCAGCCGCAGCUGCACUACUGCGACGUCUGCAAGAUCAGCUGUGCCGGGCCGCAGACUUACCGCGAGCACCUGGAAGGGCAGAAGCACAAGAAGAAGGAGGCGGCCGCCAAGGCGGGCACGGCGACCACCACGACGGCGGGCCGCGCCACCCAGCAUCAGCUGCGCUGCGAGCUGUGCGACGUCACGUGCACCGGAGCCGACGCCUACGCAGCGCACAUCCGCGGUGCCAAGCACCAGAAGGUCGUGAAGCUGCACACUAAGCUCGGCAUACCCAUCCCGGAGCCCGCUCAGGACAGCCAGCCCGCCGCCGCCGCCGCCACCGCCACGGCGGGGGCAAAGGCGGCCUCCGCAACGGCCAGCAGUGCCGCGGCCGCGACGGUGGCGGCUAAGGGAACGCCGGCGUCCACGCCGGCCGCGGUCACCGCCGCUGUCGGCGCCGCCGCCGCCGCCGCCGCUGCGACUGUCGCGUCGCCAGCAGCUAAAGUGUUGCCCAAGAAAGUGGCGACCCCCAAGAUCACGUUUGUCGGUGGCAGCAAACUGCAGACGACGGGCGGCAAGAUGGAGGAGGUGAAGGUGGCGGAGGUGAAGGCGGCGGAGCAGCCCAUCGUGUGCCAGGGCGAGGAGGCCGUCGAGUCGUCACCCGUGCAGGACGUGCUGCCCGUGGGAUAUGACUACGUGGAGGAGGUCUGCAAUGACGACGGGCGAGUAAUCCGAUUCUACUGCAAGCUGUGCGAGUGCAGCUUCAAUGACCCCAACGCCAAGGAGAUGCACCUCAAGGGGCGCCGCCACCGCCUGCAGUACAAGAAAAAAGUGAACCCGGAGCUGCAGGUGGAGGUGAAGCCGAGCAUCCGCGCCCGCAAGUUCCAGGAGGAGCGCGUGCGCCUCUCCAUGCAGAAGGAGGAGUACUGGCGGCGGCGUGAGGAGGACGAACGCUGGCGCCAAGAGAUGAGGCGCUACGAGGAGGAGUUGUACUGGCGCCGCGUGGAGGAGGAGGGACCGUACUGGGAGGAGCGCUGGCGCUUCGACGGAUUCCCGCCAGGACCCAUGCACCGCCUGGGUCCCCCCAUGGCCCCCCCGGCUCCCAUGGCGAUGCGCCGCCCGGACUCCCUGGAGGACCGCCAGGUGAUGGGGAAGCACACGCUCAUCUACCCGACGGAGGCCGAACUCUCGGCCGUGCAGAACAUCGUCUCCCACGUGGAGCGCGCCCUCAAGCUCGUCUCCGUCCUCUACAGCCUCCCGACCGCCACCGCCGCCACCGCCACGGCCGCUUCCACCGGGCAGGAGAGCGCCGCGCCGCCGCCGGCCGACAAGUCGGAUCCUCCGCCGCAGCGGCUGCUGAAGGGCGUGAUGCGCGUGGGGCUGCUGGCCAAGGGGCUGCUCCUGCGCGGAGACCUCAGCGUGGAGCUGGUGCUGCUGUCCGUGCAGAAGCCGACAAAGUCGCUGCUGCUGCGCGUCGCCGACGCGCUGCCGGCGCAGCUCGCCUUGGUGACGGAUAAGAAAUACGAGGUGACAAAGAAGGUGGACGAGGCGGCGGUGUUCAUCAGGGCGGUGGGCGAGCCCAAGACCGAGGUGAUAGUCCACCUCACGUCCCCGGACAUGCGGGAGCUGCUGUCGGACACGCGGGACAAGGACGCAGAUGUAACCACCGGCACGGCGAAAGACCCCCCGGACGUCUUGGACAGGCAAAAGUGCCUUGACGCUCUGGCAGCCCUUCGCCACGCUAAGUGGUUCCAGGCUAGGGCCACGGGCCUGCAGUCGUGCGUCGUCGUCAUGCGCGUCCUGCGCGACCUCUGCCGCCGCGUGCCCACAUGGGGGAGCCUGCCCAGCUGGGCCAUGGAGCUUCUGAUUGAGAAGGCCAUCAGCAGCAGCGCGGGGCCGCUGAGCCCCGGAGAGGCCCUGCGCAGGGUCCUGGAGUGUCUCGCCUCUGGGAUUCUGUUCCCCAACGGCCCGGGCCUGUACGACCCGUGUGAGAAGGCCCCCACGGACGCGCUGGCACUCAUGACCAUGCAGCAGAGGGAGGACGUCACCGCCAGCGCUCAGCACGCCCUGCGCCUCAUGACGUUCCGCCAGGUGUACAAGCUGCUGGGCAUGGACACGCCGCCGCUCAGGACGCAGGCGCGGAGCCACAACCGCAAGCGGCGCUGCGACGGAGGAGAGGAGGGUGACGGCGACGGCAAGAAGGACAAGAAGGAGGCCUAGGGCAUGGGUGGGCGAUGGGGCGGUGGUCACCCUGCUGCCCACCCGGCACACUCCACACGCUCUGCCCGCGCCGCCCAGUCCCUGCCCUCGUCCCCCCGCUCCCCGUUUCUCUCGCUCAGUUCGACCCCCGUCCUUCCCGACUGCCAUUAAUGGCGUCGGCAAAUGUCGCUCGCACGGCUCGCUCGGCUCGCUCACUGUGCGCCGGGGUGGACGACCACGGGUGAGGAGGAGGAGGAGUGAACGGAGUGGUGAUAUUUUAUUUUUUAAGGCCGCAGCGGCAGCAGGAGGAUGACGGUCAUACGAAGGUUUUUUGCCGGCAUUCCUCUCUGGCUGCUGUGCCGGUGAGUCGCUCAUUAUUUACAGUUUCAAAAUUGGCUUGGGAAGUCUCGUUUCAGGCAGCGGGCCGCGUCUUAACGGGCCUUGGCAUCUGCCGAUGAGACCCAGAAGUUCAAAACCGGUCCAUGGCUUGCCUGCUUGAAAGGUGCCGCUGGAAAGCAUCGGUUCCGGAAGGCCGGAUGGGCCGACGUAAAAAAAACAAUGCGGAGGAGAAUGGACUUCCCGUGUGGCUGCGCUGGAUUAGUUACCCGGUUAAUUAAGCCUGCGGUCGUCCGCAUGUAGCCGCGGUUGCAGAGCGUACGGCACGAGGGCAGCAGCAGCAGCAGCCCUUGCCGUCCGUCCGUAGCUCCGCGCGCUUCUGGUCUUGGCGACGGAGAUCACAAAUAAAAGGCGUGGGCCCUGGUGACGAGCCACAAUCGGGGGAGGGGACCGCGUGGUCGUGUGUGUGUGUCCCCCCCCCCCCCCCGAUUGCACCACCCCAACCACCCCCCUCCCCCCCCCCCCCAUACACCAACGGCGAAAUCGCGGGGAUUGCCGUGUCCGGCGCUGCGUCUGCCCGGGCGCCGAGUUCCGGAGCGAAGUCCGUUGGUUCGAGCCGGACGCCUCGGUAGGGCGGUGUCACGCUCCCCUGCGUCGCUCUGCGACGAUGCGUUCGCGCGGAGCGGAUGCGGUCGUGGUGCGGAGCGCUCCCGCGUGCUCGCUUUCACCGCGACGGUGCCCCCCACCCCCUGCCGUGCGCCCGCCGCCGCCGCCGCCGCCGCCCUCCGUGGUGGCGCGAGUUGGCGUCACACCGUAACCGGUUCACCCGCCGACUUCGGCAGCAUCCACACUCGGAUAUCGGCCGGACUUUUCAUUCUAGCUGUACUCGCGCACACACGCGCAUACACGCGCGCUCGCUCGCACGCUAAGAAUGGUAAUGUAUAAUAAAUAAAUAACCACGUAAGUUAGUGGAAGCAAAAAAAAAACCCCUCGAUGUCUAGAUGUUUUAAAGAGAUUCUGUAGGACGGUGAGUUUCGGCUCGAGUGAAUCUGUGUUACAUUUUGUUUCUCAUUUUAGUUUGUGGCUUCCUGCCGUGAGACCGGCGAUUAGCUGCUUCAGCAGCGCUGCUGCGUAGAGGAGGAGGGGGGGGGGAGGAGGGGGUGGCUCCUGCCACCGUAGAGGAGACCCCCAGCAGUGCGUUAGGGGGUGGAGCGUGACGCAGGGCGGCCCCCCGCCAACCCACCGCCCCCCCCGGUUUCCUUCGGCCGACAAACUCGCAGUGAACUCAUCACGUCGCGCCCACCUCUACCAACAUUUUUGUUGCGGGUCGGAUCUCAAGGUGGGAGCUUGCCGAUAUGGCCCUGCCAGUUGCACUCCAAGCGUCGGGACAGUUGAGCGUUUGUUCGACAAGUUCUGAAUUGGGUUGUUAAUUAUUCAUUGUUAAUUUGAACGAAGAAAACCCCCUAAAACCUAACACGAAUCUUUUGCCUAAAUUCAAUCCUGCUUGUUGAUCCAGUCCAGGUUGUGUUUUUGAUGCUGCUGCGGCUGCUGCUGCGGUUGCGGCUGUUACUGCGGCUGCUGUAGCUGCGGCUGUUGCGGCUGUUACUUUGGCUGCGGCUGCUGUGGCUGCUGUGUCUGCUGUGGCUGCGGCUGUUACUGCGACUCCUGUUACUGUGGCUGUUGCGGCUGUUACUGUGGCUGCGGCUGCUGUGGGCUGCGGCUGUUACUGCGACUGCUGUU